AUCUCCAUGAUGCUUUACGCGCUGUUACAGACAUCAACCCGUUCCAUCCGGGUCCGUCUGUAAGAAGCACUGCACCGUCCGACUUCCUGCCGAAGCCCGCCGUCGUCCGCGUCCGCCGUUCUUCGCCGUCUAUCACACGGCCACCGGCGCAUGCACGGGCCCAGAUAUACCUAGGAUACACACAUUCGGGAUCAUGUAGCACAACCUAACAUAACCGGAUCCGGUGUUUUCCCUCCCCUUCUUCAUAUGAUCAAAUCCAGCGAUGCGGGCCUCUCCCCGGCUCUCGUCGAGACGGUCGCCGGUCUUUCGGCCGGCUCUAUGGCCACUCUGAUUGUUCAUCCGCUUGAUAUUGUCAAGACUCGGAUGCAGGUCCACCGAAGUAGCCCAACCAACCCAUCGGCAGCGCUCACCACCGUCUCCGUCUUCCGGAGUCUAGCGCAAACCGACCGGCCCCUCGCCGCCCUCUACCGCGGCCUGACCCCGAACCUCAUCGGCAACGCGACCAGCUGGGCCUCCUUUUUCUUCUUCAAGUCCCGUUUCGAGCGACUCAUCGCCCAUCUCAAGGCCCCCCCUCCUUCACUUCCUUUAGCCCCAUCGCUGCCAACCUCACCUCUAGGUGAAUCUACUCUCUCCCAAAAUGUAACCACCCCGAAGAAGGAAACCCAAGCCCAAAUCAAAUCCCACCUCUCCCCCACCGACUUCUUCGCCGCCUCCCUCCUCGCCGGCGCCGCCACGCAAAUCAUCACCAACCCCAUCUGGGUGCUCAAGACGCGCAUGCUCUCCACCGACCGGCUUGCCGCGGACGCCUAUCCGUCCAUGUUCUCCGGCGCCGUCCGUUUAUUCAAAAGCGAAGGGAUCCUCGGUUUCUACCGCGGCCUAGGGGUGGGCAUGCUGGCCGUCAGCCAUGGGGCGGUGCAGUUCGCUGUGUACGAUCCCGCUAGGAGGAUGUAUGUCGCUUCUAGGGAUGCUAAGCGACGACUUAGGGGCGAGGAGGUGGCUUUGGAUGGGGAGAGUGAAAGGAUAUCGAACGAGGCGACGAUUGUGCUUUCUACAGUCGCCAAACUGGUCGCGGGCACGGCGACGUAUCCGUUGCAGGUGAUGAGGGCGAGGUUGCAGCAUCAUCUGGCGGAUGAGUUGUUUGGCCGCGGGAUAGGAGGGGUGGUGGCGAAGCUGUGGAGGGAGGAAGGGUUUAGAGGGUUUUAUAGGGGGAUGAUGCCUGGUGUGGUGAGGGUGCUGCCGGCGACGUGGGUGACGUUUUUGGUGUAUGAGAAUGUCAAGUAUUACUUGCCCAAGAUGGUAGGUGGUGUUUAAGAAAGGGGGUGAGUGGUACGUGAUGGGGAUAGAGGCAGGGAGUUGGCUGUGCUGUUCUUGUCCGCCGUCAGCCAUGGGCGGUUUUUGUGUAUCAUCAUCAUCAUCUUGUAUUAUUGUGUGUAUACCUAGAUACAUGUAUUAUCAACCUAUAGAGGACAUGGAAUUCACAAAAACGAGGUUUUGACAGCCACGACGUCGGGGUUGAGGCUGGCCCGCCGUCAUGAUACCUGAUGUUAUGAGCUACUUCACAUCUUCCA
Neurospora tetraspora is the source of this 1568-nucleotide messenger RNA. Its product is annotated as mitochondrial carrier domain-containing protein. Gene Ontology annotation, biological process: nucleotide transport; folate import into mitochondrion. The record is from RefSeq and is a predicted model, not a curated record. Gene Ontology annotation, molecular function: FAD transmembrane transporter activity; folic acid transmembrane transporter activity. Gene Ontology annotation, cellular component: mitochondrion. NCBI's taxonomy places the organism in Eukaryota, Fungi, Ascomycota, Sordariomycetes, Sordariales, Sordariaceae. The coding region runs from base 247 to 1311 and encodes 354 amino acids. The transcript has 3 exons.